Molecule: messenger RNA, 914 nt
Organism: Hyaena hyaena (striped hyena)
Lineage: Eukaryota; Metazoa; Chordata; Mammalia; Carnivora; Hyaenidae
Product: killer cell lectin-like receptor subfamily F member 1
Exons: 3
Source: RefSeq, a predicted model, not a curated record
UUUCUUUGAACUCUUCUACUGCUCAUAAAUCAUGCCCUUCGAAAGACUGGAAGCUACAUGGGGGGAAGUGUUACUGGGUUGCUGAAAAGAAUAAAUCUUGGCAUGAAAGUAAAGAUGACUGUGCCGUGAAAAAUUCACAUCUCAUGGUGAUUCGAGACUUCAUUGAUAUGAGUUUCCUAUGGAAGCACCUGAAUGUUAAAGUGUUUUACUGGAUUGGCUUGACUAUUCCACCCGGAAGGGAAUCAUGGAUCUGGAUAGACAACAGCUCUUUUGACUCCCAUCUGUUUUCAAUAGAAGAAAAACUGCGGACUCGGAGCAUGAAAUGUGCCCAGGUGUCUCAAAUUAAGAUAGCUGAACAAAAGUGUGCAAAAGUUAAUCCGUGGAUUUGUCAACUGUAAUCCAUACUGAAGAAAAUCAGUCUCCAUUUCUCUGACUCAAAGAUGCCACAUGAAGUUUGAAUAUCAAAAUUCAGAAGGCCAUGUGUGUCCCAAAAGGAUGGGUGUGUGUGUGUGUGUGUGUGUGUGUGUGUGUGUGUGUUCAUUUGUGUGGAGAUAGUACUAUUUCUCAGAGAUGUAGGAAGGCUAAUAGAGAAAAUGAAAUGUUAUAUAGUGGGAAGAUAGAAUGAAUAUAUUUUUUCAUCAGAAUUAUCAGUUAUUCAAUCACCAUUCUCAUUUUGCCUGUAGUUUUGAAACUUCGGCCUUUAUUUUCUCUACAUCUUCCCUCUUACCUAACUGCUUAUAUUCUUACUAAGAAAUUCAUAGCACAUUUAUGCCUCUAAUCCAGACUUUUCCCUGAUCACCAGACCCAUAUACCAUAGUGCUUAUAUAACAUAUCAAAUUGGGACACCUAGGCCGCUCAUUUGGUUGAGCACCUGAUUCUUGAUUUAAGUUCAGGUCAUUACCUCACAGUCAUGA